Molecule: messenger RNA, 1518 nt
Organism: Debaryomyces hansenii CBS767
Lineage: Eukaryota; Fungi; Ascomycota; Pichiomycetes; Serinales; Debaryomycetaceae
Product: cytochrome P450
Exons: 1
Coding region: 1-1518 (505 amino acids)
Molecular function (GO): iron ion binding; heme binding; oxidoreductase activity, acting on paired donors, with incorporation or reduction of molecular oxygen, reduced flavin or flavoprotein as one donor, and incorporation of one atom of oxygen
Source: RefSeq, a predicted model, not a curated record
AUGAAUUGGUAUAUUAUAAUAUUUAUAGCCUACUUUGUACGGAGGCUUAUUAUUCUGUGUAAGAAUUACUGGCUCGCAAGACAAUGGGGGUGUGAACCUAUGCAAGAAUUCGGUGGCAGAUUCGGAAUCAUAAGUCUCAUUAAUGUUAUCAAGGCAAGAAGAGAAGGGUUCUUGGUAGAUUACCAAAAGCAGACGUACAUCGAAACCGAUACUGAUACCAUAAAAUCCAGACUAUUUCAUAAACAACUUAUUCAUACAAAGAACGCUGAGAAUGUUAAGGCUGUAGUUGCCACACAAUACGAUGAUUUUAGUAUCGGCAAAAGACAUAAGUUUUUCAAACCAUUAUUAGGUAACGGAAUUUUUGCGUCCGAAGGGGAAAGAUGGCAGCAUUCUAGGACCAUGUUGAGGCCUCAGUUUGCGAGGGAGCGAGUGGCACAUGUUCAAGCGCUAGAACCGCAUCUUCAAGUAUUUGCUAAACACGUACGUAAAUCUGAAGGUGGCGUAUUUAACAUUCAGAUCUUAUUUCAUAAAUUAACAAUCGAUGCAGCAACGGAGUUUUUAUUUGGUGAAUCAGUGGAUUCAUUGCGUGACGCAUCGAUUGGGUAUGAAUCGUUGCCUACUGAUAUUGACGGAAAAGCAGGCUUCGAUGAUGCAUUCAAUAUCUCUCAGAAUUAUAUGAUGCUGAGAGCUUUGGCGCAGGAUUUGUACUUUUUAUUUGAUUCAAAAGAAUUUCGGGAAGCUAAUAGAAAAAUACAUAAAUUUACCGGUCAUUACGUACAUAAGGCGUUGGAGACUACACAAGAAGAAUUAGAUGCCAAAAGUAGAGAUGGCUACAUUUUCUUGUACGAAUUAGUUAAACAAACAAGAGACCCAAUUAUUCUCCAGGACGAAUUGCUCAGUAUUAUGUUAGCCGGUAGAAAUACUACCGCAAGCCUUCUCUCAUUCCUUUUCUUUGAGUUGGCAAGGAACCCUGAAAUUUGGAGUAAAUUAAAGCGUGAGGUUUAUGAGCACUUUGGAAACGGAGACGAUGUCAAACUUGAAAAGAUUACAUUCGAAUCUAUGAAAAAAUGCACGUACUUGAAGUGGGUCAUAAAUGAAACUUUGAGAAUGUAUCCUUCUGUGCCCCAAAACUUUAGAGUUGCUAAAAAAGAUACCACCUUGCCUAGAGGUGGUGGUAAAGAUCAACAGUCUCCUAUAUUUGUUCCCAAGGGACAAUUCGUUCUCUACACUACGUAUAGUAUGCACAGACUGGAAGCCUACUACGGCAAAGAUGCGGAUGUCUAUAGACCGGAAAGAUGGGAAAACCUUAGAAAUAUAGGUUGGGCCUACAUGCCUUUUAGCAGUGGACCAAGAGUUUGUCUCGGCCAACAGUUUGCCUUGACCGAAGCAUCCUAUAUAACGAUCAGGCUCGCGCAGAUGUUUCCAAAUCUCGAAUCCCACGAUUCAAAGUAUCCGCCUCCCAAAUUGACUAACUCAACAAUGAGACAUUUAGAUGGCGUGUUUAUAAGUUUGCAUUAA